AUGGCUUCUGGCAAAUCCUGUGUCUUAGCGGUCGCCUUCAAAUGGAGCAAGUUCCACGCACUCAUCACGGAGUUUGAAACCGCAAACCCCGAACCAAAGCCACUAUACGAUGUUUCCUAUGGUAUGCUAGCGCCCCAUCUCAAAAUCAAGUCGAUACAAGAAGAUAGACAAAUUGGGACCGGCACCGUCCACACUAUCAGCAUCAGUCCCGACUACUCGCUCCACGGAUCCAAGGGUACCAUCCAAGCCAAGAGCCGUCUGCGGACAAUCUACACCCACAUGUCCCAUACAUUCUCCGACACAGAUAAGCCAGCUAAGAUGACAUGGUCAAGCCAAAGUGGCUUCACGACGUGGGACUUUAUCUGCUGCGAUGAGAACCAGAUACCUGUGGCGAAAUACAGUGCCAAUGUAUGGGCACUCAAGAAGAUGGCUAAAAUCGAGGUCUUGGGGCCGAAGGCGUUUGAUACUGCUGCUCUCGAUGAGAUUGUGACAGUUGGAAUGACGUUGUAUUUCUGCAUGUGCAUUCGUAUCAACAAUCCCCUAAAUCUUGUUGGCUCUGCUUUUAUGCGGACAGGAAAAGAGGCGCAAAUCGAGGCACCACGACCGCAGCGCAUUCAAGGAAAUGUCGUUGACUAA
Molecule: messenger RNA, 636 nt
Organism: Penicillium odoratum
Lineage: Eukaryota; Fungi; Ascomycota; Eurotiomycetes; Eurotiales; Aspergillaceae
Exons: 1
Coding region: 1-636 (211 amino acids)
Source: RefSeq, a predicted model, not a curated record